Molecule: messenger RNA, 5276 nt
Organism: Hydractinia symbiolongicarpus
Lineage: Eukaryota; Metazoa; Cnidaria; Hydrozoa; Anthoathecata; Hydractiniidae
Exons: 13
Coding region: 66-4790 (1574 amino acids)
Biological process (GO): protein processing
Cellular component (GO): trans-Golgi network; Golgi membrane
Molecular function (GO): serine-type endopeptidase activity
Source: RefSeq, a predicted model, not a curated record
AAACUAAUUAAAAAAUAAUAUGGAGAAUAAAUUAAACCUUAUUUUAUGUAAAUAAUUUUCCAGAGAUGAAGUUCUCUUUCAUUUUGCAUUGUUUCUUGGUCCACAUUUUAUUACAAUUUUACUUAGUUUUGGCUGCUGAAGAUUCCGAGAAGAUACAUUUUACAAACUCGUGGGCAGUUCAUAUUGAAAAUGGAGAUGACAGUAUUGCAAAUAAUAUUGCCGACAAACAUGGUUUUAUCAACUUUGGACAGAUUGGUAGUUUGCCUGGAUAUUUUCAUUUUGUCCAUAAAAAAACAGGUGGCAGACGUAAAAGAAGAGAGGUUGACAAUGUGGAAACUUUGCUUUCUGAGGAAAAGAUAAAAUGGGUUGAACAACAGUGUGUUUUAGAACGGGAGAAGAGAUCAAUAGUUCCAGAUUAUGUUCAAUCAAUACAUUCUACGUUAUAUUCAAUCCACGAUCCCAUGUAUAAUGAACAGUGGUAUUUGAAUAAUGUUGGUCAAUCUAGUGGACCAUCUGGUUUAGAUAUCAAUGUUUUACCAGUGUGGGCCCAAGGGAUUUCUGGAAAAGGUGUUGUUGUUGCUAUUUUAGAUGAUGGACUUGAUCACACUCAUCCUGAUUUGAGAGCAAAUUAUGAUGCACGCGCGAGUUAUGAUUUUAACGAUUACGAUGAAGAUCCAAUGCCGAACUCGAAAGACUCCAGUAACUGUCAUGGUACAAAGUGUGCAGGAGAAGUCGCUGCAGAAGCCGGUAACGAUAUCUGUGGAGUUGGAGUGGCUUUUAACUCUAGCAUUGGAGGUAUUCGUAUGCUUGACGGUAACGUUACCGACACAAUCGAAGGAAGUGCUUUAAGUUUUAAAAAAGACUUCAUCGAUAUCUACAGUUGUGCUUGGGGGCCUAAAGAUGACGGAAAGCGGUUUGGUAGGCCCGGCACUCUUGCAAGUAAAGCACUAGAGCUCGGAACAAAAGAAGGUAGAAAUGGUCUUGGCUCCAUAUUUGUAUGGGCAACUGGUAAUGGGGGACUGACAGAUGACGAUUGCAACUGCGAUGGUUACACCACAAGUGUGUACACUAUAUCAGUUGGAGCCAUCAGCGACCAUGGGUUGUCCACCUACUAUACUGAAAGUUGUGCUUCGACACUAGCUGUGACGUACAGUGGAGGUUCCCAUCGAGAAAAGAAAGAAAAUAAGAUUGUAACUACAACAUUAAAUCAUAAAUGUACAGAUGAAUUUAAAGGGACUUCUUCAGCUGCUCCCCUCGCAGCUGGUAUAAUUGCAUUAGCAUUAGAAGCAAACGGAAACUUAACUUGGCGUGAUGUGCAGCAUUUGAUCGUAGAAACAUCUCUGAUGACAAGUCCGCUGGACGAAGGCUGGCGCAGAAAUGGAGCUGGUAAAUGGUUUAAUCAGAAGUUUGGGUUUGGUCGUAUGGACGCUUCUGCAUUGGUUACUAAAGCUCAGGGAUGGACCAAUGUCAAUAAUUUGCGCACGUGCUGGAGUGACAAGAAUGACGGACCCUGGUCCAUUCCAAGCGGGGGUACGGUGUUGAUUGCUAUGAACGUUAGUGCAUGCGCAGACACAAACUCCGAGGUAAAGUCACUGGAACACGUGCAAGUUGUUUUGUCUCUAAAGCAUCGACAUCGUGGUCGUGUUAGUAUAGAACUUAUAUCGCCAUCUGGCACAAGAACGCAACUGUUGAAAACACGAAGAAAUGAUAAAUCGACAAAAGGCUUAAAAGACUGGGUGUUUAUGAGUGUCCAUUUCUGGGGUGAAGAUCCAAAAGGAAUUUGGACCCUAGCUGUGACUGAAAACGAAAAUAACGGAAGAGACCAUCAUCGCAUCAAGAGCAAGUUCGGCGACUUUGAGGAUGCCACUGAGGCGUUUCAAGAUGAGAUGGAAUCGAAAGCGGGUAAGGACGCGGAACAUGAAAGUAUUGUUGAUGAUGAUGAUCUGUUCAAAUCAUCCGAAGAAUUCGAAAACAAUGUUUUUAAGGACGAUACGUACGGUAAAAAGAAGGAAGAGAAAAAAAUAGAAGAUAAGCCAAAGAAUAGAGAGAAAAAUGAUAAGUUACAUAUGGAGAAGAAGAAAAAGAAGACUGACGAUAAAGUGAAGCAUUUCGGCAAACACAGAAGUGUGAAAAAGAAGAAGAAAACGAAUGAGGAAGAAGUUGCUAAUGAAAUAGUUGAAGAACUUUUAAAAGGAGCAAAGAACUCGAAACUAGAUCAAUACGUUGGCACAGAACAGACAAACAACACUAAACAAAUAAGUGAAGCUGGGCAAUCGAACACAACGAACAAAUUACCAAACCAAAACAACACACAUAUCCGAACAAACGAGACAAAUAGAGGAUCUAACCUAUCGCGCAUCGUAGAUGCUUUUGCUGCUGCAAGGAACACGAGUUAUAGUAACGAGGAGAACACCAUGUUGGAGAGUUUACUAAAAACAGUCCUUUCUGAAGUAUUCACGAAUUUUCGCGCCGAAGAUGGCCAAGGUAGCAAAUUCGAACAGCGUCUGCGUGCUUUGGAAGCUGUACUUUUUAAAAACGAAACAAAACCCAUCGAAGAAACACUUAGCUCCAUUCUUAUGAAAGCUUUAAAGGAUGGAAAAGCGAUUGAUAAGAUUAACAAUGUUUUGGUGGUUCUUGAGAACAGUAAAAACCAGACGAAAUUUGCGAACACUAGUUUUUAUAAGAAUUCGGAAGUAGUUGCAGAUGUUCUUAAGGUAUUGAAAGAUAUUUUGUCCUCAAGCAGAGACGAUAAAAAUGUACAGAGUUAUAAGAAAAGAAUUUCAAGAUUACUAGAAACGAGCUCAAACAGUACCAGAAAGUUACGAGAAAAGUUGUUAAAUGAUCUGGAACCGACAGCCGAUGGUAAAGACGUAUCACCAAGCGUCAUUAACGAUGCUUUAAUGUUGAUUAGUCAUAUUUUUCGCCGGAAAAGUCGGAAAAAAUCGACACAUUUUCCCAGUAAGAUUCAGAUUUUACUUAAAGGAUCAGACGAUAAAGAUGUGCUACCUGCGUCUGACGUUACGUCAGGUGAUGGAAACCGACAUGUAGUUACAACAACAACGACAUCGUCACAAGAAAUUCACCAUAAUAGCAACGGCGUCGACACUAUUACUGUGGAGCAUGUCGAUGUACGGAAGAACCCGACGGGAAACAACCAAGAUCAACAUAAGACAGAUGUAGAAAAUAGCCAAAACGAACAAAUUGACGGGUAUCGAAAACAUGUGUCGCAUAAUAAGGAGAAUGAUGAAUUUUACGACAAUGGAGAGCGACAGAACCACGGGGGAGAAAUGCUGGACGAGAAUAGACGUUUGCUUGCGAAAAAUACGGCAUCUGACGAUGACGAUACGAGUGGUUUUACAAUCGCCAUUAUGAAGAACGGGAAAAAAAUUGAGGAAAGAAAAGUGGACAACGCCCAAGCGCGAAACUACCUUCAACGUCACGACGCAGACGUCGAAAAAACAAAGUUUGAAAAUUCUGACAGAAAUAUCGAUGUCGAAGUCUCCUUUGAUAGGGAAAGAAAACAAAAUAUGAGACGACAUAACAAACACAUAGAAUUUGAUGUGACGCCGACCGGGGCGUUAGUCAAACCUGAUGGCGAGUUCGACAAAAAUCUAGAAAAAGAUGACGAUGUUAUGAAGUUAGAAUACUUUAAACCGUCAGACCGUCCUUUUAGUGACAGGAGAGGCAAUAUGGAUGAUGACCUUAUACCGAAGUUAAUAAGUUCUGAUACGCCUAAUAAGAAAAAUAAUUUGGAAAAAAAGAAAAGAAAACCAAGAAAGAUGGUGAAGAAGAAAAAGAGAAAGAAGCUCAAAAAAUAUAAUGAAGAUGACGGUGAAGAGUUUAAUUUGCAGAACGCUUUUCCAUUCCUUCAAUUUGCGGAUCCUCAUCAGUUAGCUCAGAUACCAACAGGUGAAAACAAUGAGAACCUCGUACAACAGUUGUACAAUCCGUUUAGUUCAAAUAGAUUUCCGAAUUUUGAAGACCUUCCGCCGCUGGAGGAAGAAGCAUCGUUUUAUAAUUAUCCGAAUAUUUUCGAGAACAGCGCACGCGAUCAUCAAUUCGAAAGCGACAGGCGUUCGCGUGUUUCUUUACCAUCGUUUGAAGAUAUGCAAAAGUUACGAGAAAGUUCGACUAAAGACGCCAAGUCAGAACCAAAGAGAUCGCAUCGAACACGUCGCUCUGUCUUAAACGAGAAUCAGUCUGCCGAAGAUGAGCUGUAUCGCCAAAAAAGAAGCGACAUUAUUGACAAUGUUGAAAGCGACGACAAUGAUGAAGAUGGACCGCAUGUCGUUAAAAGAUCGGCAAUAUUUAGCGAACUUUAUCCGUCAAAACGGUCGUCGUUUGUAGAUACCGGCGCAGGUAAGGAGCUGUCGCCAACAAAAAAAUAUAGAACAGAUAUAGUAAAAGACACUGCAGCUAACAAGCGCUCGGCAGUUAAAAAAGCUCUGUCGCUGGAAGGGACGUUAAAACAGAAACUUAUUUCUAUGAAAAAAGAAAGUUCUUCUGUUCUAAACAUUAUGAAGCGAGUUCAUGAUGACAUUGCUGUUGGCGAUUCAACAGACUUACGUAUGUUAGAAAAACAAUUAUCAAAACUGGAAAGUAAAAGUUCUGUUUCUAUAGCAGAGAGUAAUGCUUUAAAAGAUAUAGAAAACGAGAAAGACUCUUUAGUCAGAGCUAAAGUGUUUAAAAAACCGAACAAGAUUCAGCAAGAUCCUGAUGAAUAUUAUAAAUAUGGCGCCGCAGCUUCGGGGCAAAUAGAAACAUGGACUAUUAAACUUUACGGUACUUAAUUUUUUUACCAACGUGAAAUAUUAGUUCUCACUUGUCUCGUUUGCGACCACGUGUUACUGUUUCAAUGUUAAGUGAUUCCUAUACCGAGUUAGUGUUUCGUUCUUAGUGUUUCGGUUCUAUCAUCCAACCUUAUGUUACUUCGGUUCGUCAAACUCUCGCUUAUCCAAACGGACGAAUAAAAUGGCAAAAAACAGGUGUUUUUUAUUUGUGUAAAACACUGUGGUGAUUGUUUUUCGUGUGGCUUUGUUAUUCACGUGAUUCGUGUUGUUCACGUGACUAUUAUUUUGUUGAUGGUGGUUGAUGUUAAGUAGAAAGCGAAGCUUGUUACUGUUUUAGCUCGUAGCGCAUUGAUAUUUGCAAUGUAUAUGUUUUAAUCAGUCUUUUAAAGGCGUGGUUUAUUACAUAGCAAGAUAUAUUUAUGAUGUACUGUUCUUUACGUCAGUUUUGUAUUAAUUUUUUAAGUAUAUAAAUGUAACUUCUAAUAA